GUAUGUAACGCAGCCGGCACCGGCGGGGACCCCCUGAUGCUGCGGAGGAGGGCGAGCGGCUUCCGGAACGCUUCCGCUGCCGAGAUGCCGGUGCUGCACCAGCACAGCAAAAGGUUCAGCGGCCUCUACACGGGGCCCUACUUCGACACAAGCACUGCUACCAACAUAACGGCCCAGCUGGGCACGCACGCCUACCUGCCGUGUCGCAUCAAGCAGCUGGGUAACAAGUCGGUGUCGUGGAUCCGGCGGCGCGACGCGCAUAUCCUGACGGUGGACCGGUACACGUUCAUCGCGGACGACCGGUUCCAGGCGUUUCUGGUCGAGGCGACGGAUACGUGGACGCUGCAGAUAAAGUACGUGCAGGCGCGCGACGCCGGCCAGUACGAGUGCCAGGUCAGCACCGAGAACAAGAUGAGCCACUUCAUCUCACUGCACGUCGUCGUGCCGCGUGUGGAGAUUGCGGGCGGCCACGACCUGUACGUGCGCGCGGGCAGCACGGUGGCCCUGCGCUGCGAGGUGACGCAGUCCCUGGAGGAGCCGGCCUACAUCUUCUGGUACCACGACGGCGAGCGCGUGCUCUCCUACCAGGACAUCCGGCUGGAGCGCGUCGCGCCCGACGCCACCGUCAGCACGCUGCUGAUCCAGCGCGCGCGCCGCGAGCAGUCGGGCAACUACACGUGCAAGCCCAGCAACCUCGACUCCGCCUCCGUCCUGCUGCACGUGCUCGACGGGGAGCACCCGGCGGCGAUGCAGCGCGGCAAGAAUUCGGCGGUGCCGGCGGGCAGCUGGUGGGGGCACGUGUGGUGCCGCCUGGCGCUGGCGGCGCUCGCCGCCUUCUCCGGCCUGCACGGCGCGCCCUGCCCCUGCCACGCCGCGGCUCUGCUGCCCGCGCUACUCGCCGCGGUCGCCUGGGCCUCCGCGUAG
Molecule: messenger RNA, 924 nt
Organism: Schistocerca serialis cubense
Lineage: Eukaryota; Metazoa; Arthropoda; Insecta; Orthoptera; Acrididae
Product: protein sidekick-2-like
Exons: 6
Coding region: 37-924 (295 amino acids)
Biological process (GO): synapse organization
Cellular component (GO): neuron projection membrane
Source: RefSeq, a predicted model, not a curated record